Messenger RNA from Nannospalax galili (Upper Galilee mountains blind mole rat), 7535 nucleotides. It is a transcript of the gene Slf1, whose product is annotated as SMC5-SMC6 complex localization factor 1. The transcript has 21 exons. The record is from RefSeq and is a predicted model, not a curated record. Gene Ontology annotation, molecular function: protein binding. Gene Ontology annotation, biological process: positive regulation of double-strand break repair. The coding region runs from base 139 to 3285 and encodes 1048 amino acids. Lineage: Eukaryota; Metazoa; Chordata; Mammalia; Rodentia; Spalacidae.
CGCGCGGCGGGAAAUAAUUUCCCAAGCCCGGAUUAGUGGAACAGCAAGAGUAUUGGUAGUCGUCGUUCCUACCGCCGCCGCCGCCGCCGCCGUCGUUCCCCCGAACAAAGCAGCUAGACCCUCCGGCCGGCCGGGAAGAUGGAAGAUGGUGCCACAAAACACAUCAUCCAAAUGACAGGAUUUAAGAUGGAGGAAAAGGAAGCUCUAGGCAAAUUACUUUUAAAACUAGAUUGCACUUUUAUUAAGAGUGAGAAAUAUAAAAAUUGUACCCAUCUUAUAGCUGAACGCCUGUGUAAGAGUGAGAAAUUUUUAGCAGCUUGUGCAGCAGGAAAAUGGGUACUAACUAAGGACUACAUAAUUCAUAGUGCCAAAAGUGGCAGAUGGCUUGAUGAAACAACUUAUGAAUGGGGAUAUAAAAUUGAAAAAGACUCCCAUUAUUCACCUCAAAUGCAAUCUGCACCUAAAAGAUGGCGUGAAGAACUGAAACGUACUGGUGCUCCAGGAGCCUUCCACAGAUGGAAAGUCGUCCUCCUCGUCAGGGCAGAUAAGCGCAGUGAUUCUCUUGUAAGAGUUUUGGAGGCUGGAAAAGCAAGUGUUAUUUUACCAAAAAGUUCUCCAAAUGGAAUAACUCAUGUGAUUGCCAGUAAUGCAAGAAUUAAUGCUGAGAAAGAAAGAGAUAACUUUAAAGCUCCAUUUUAUCCAAUACAGUAUUUAGGGGAUUUUCUUUUAGAGAAAGAAAUUCAGAAUGAUGAAAAUUCCCAUACCAGUUCUGGUUGGACCAAACAUAGCACUGAAGGGAAAAACAAAGAUUUCAAGAAAGAUACAGUAUUUCUUGAAAUGAAAGGUGCUUUAGGAGAGACCAUAUAUAGAACCCAGAAAGAAAUGGAAAAUCAUGAUAACGAUGUUAAUGAUAGAUUUGUUUUGAGUAAACAUCAUAAAAAAGAAAAAUUCAGAGACUCCAGGAAAGAUUUGAAAUUUGUUAAAAUGAGAAAUACAUUCAGAAGACAUGCACAUGGAAACCAGAAAGAAACUAAGAAAAAAGAUAAAGAUAUCCAAAGAAGUUAUAUUUUGAGGAAAAAAAGCAAAAAAGAAGGUCAUUGUAGGAAUGAUGAUCAUCAUGACAUGAUUAAAAGUUCAAGAAAACAUGUACACUGCAGAGAGCAGAAAGAAAAGAAUUUUCUUCUUAAUGAUUAUGCCAAAGAACUAAAAACCAAGGAUAUCAGGACAAACAUGGAUAUCAUUGAAAUAAAAUAUGCCUUAAAGAAGCAUAUAUACAAAGACAUAUAUAGAGCUCAGGCUGUCAGAUACAACUGCAUUAGAAUAGACAAACAACCAGUAUACAAUGUAGAGGUUAAAAAUGCUGAAUUCCCCAGAGGUGUAUUAAACUUAAUUGAAAGCCUCAUAGAAGGACAGUUUUUUAAAGAAGCCAUUGAAGAGCUCUCCUCCCUGCAAGCUCACUACAUCCCUCCAGUCUGCCUUCUUCACGCUCUUCUAGAGAACGUUCUGCAGGAUAACAUAGAUACAUUCUCUGGUCGAUACUUUCAUAUAUUGUCAGCUCUUCUUCAUCUGCAUCCGCCUUGGAAGUCGCCAGCCAUGUCAAGAUAUUAUUUAGAGCUAUUUCAGUGUCCAACUUGUAUGAAAGGAGCCUGGUCUCUAGUAGAAGUACUUGUCAAGUCUUGCCUUUUCAAUGAAAGUUUCUGUCAUCAAAUUUCAGAAAAUAUUGGUUCUAAGGUGGUCCAUCUUACACUGCUCCGAUUUUUCUUCAGUUUAGUUGAAAGUGAAGUGCGGCAUUUGUGUCAAAAGUUGUCUGACUGGUCAGAUUCUCAGAGUCUGAAAAUAACAGGAAAGGCAAUUCUUCUUGAACUCUUUUGGUCAGGAAGUGAAACCUCGGGGCUUUUGACGAAACCAGUAUAUAUGCUUUUGGAAUGGACUAUAUAUUCUCACAAGGAAAAAUGCAAGUCUAAUGAUGUCUUCAAACAUGAACUAGCAUACGUACUGACUGGAAUCCUUGGAGCAGCAAUAGAUUAUUGGAUCUUCGUUGGCCUUCAGAUGGGUAGAAAUGUGAUGCGACACAUGUCUGAUGACUUAGGAAGUUAUAUUUCUCUGUCAUGUGAUGACUUUUCUUCGCAGGAAUUAGAGAUUUUCAUAUGUUCCUUUUCAUCUUCCUGGCUUCAAAUGUUUGUUGCAGAAGCAGUCUUUAAAAAGUUGUGUCUACAGAGCUAUGCCAGUAUAUCUUCUGAGCCACUCUCUCUCCAGAAAAUAGUAUAUUCCUAUUUGCAAGCUUUGGGGAAAACAGGUAUGCAUGUUUCUGAAAAAAUGCAUAUGCCAAAGAAAAUAGGGCAGCGGCCUUGCCUUGAAUCUCAGAGAGCGUUACUGAUGCUGAAUGGUGCUAAGCAGAAACAAGUUGAUGGUCUGCCAGAGUUACCAGAGCUGAACCUUGCUAAAUGUUCCUCAUCAUUGAAAAAAUUGAAAAAGAAGUCAGAAGGAGAAUUGUCAUAUUCCAAGGAGAAUUGCCCCUCUUUAGUUACAAAGAUGAAUUUUCACAAGACUAAUCUAAAAGGAGAAACAGCCCUGCAUAGAGCUUGCAUAAAAAACCAAGUGGAGAAAUUGAUUAUUCUUCUUUCUUUGCCAGGAAUAGACAUCAAUGUUAAAGACAAUGCUGGCUGGACGCCUUUACAUGAAGCCUGUAACUAUGGCAACACAGUGUGUGUCCAGGAAAUUUUGCAGCGUUGUCCAGAGGUAGAUCUGCUCACUCAAGUGGACGGGGUGACUCCUUUGCAUGAUGCACUGUCAAACGGACAUGUAGAGAUUGGCAAGCUGCUACUACAGCAUGGGGGCCCAGUGCUUUUACAACAGAGAAACUCUAAGGGGGAGUUGCCCUUAGACUAUGUGGCAUCACCUCAAGUCAAGGAAGAACUAUUUGCUAUUACAAAUAUAGAAGAUACAGUAGACAACUUUCAUGCUCAAACGGAGAAACAUUUUUAUCACCAGCAACUUGAAUUUGGCUCAUUUUUACUUAGUAGGAUGUUACUAAAUUUUUGUUCCAUUUUUCAUAUAUCUUCAGAAUUAAUCUUAGCUUUCAAAGGGUUAGGUUACACAGAAACCACCAAUGCUCAUACCGACUGGUUACUAGAUCUUUAUGCUAGAAAUAUAAAGACCUUGCAGAAGCUCCCACAUAUUCUUAAGGAACUUCCUGAGAACCUGAAAGUAUGUCCCGGAGUUCAUACUGAGGCCUUAUUGGUGACAUUGGAGAUGAUGUGCCGGUCAGUCACAGAGGUUUCAUGAUGAUGGCAAAAAGUAUGAGUCCUUUUUCCAAACAUGUUCAACUUGCUUUGUCAUUCAGGAUAGACAUGGUAGUUUCUGACAGAUACUCAUUUGAUUUAUUCACUGACAGACUUUGCAGCCUGCUAAAUUUUAAAAGCACUUAAAAAACUUCUACAGAACUAAGAUGGGCUCUUUUUCCAGUGUGUAGAAUUUGACUCAGAAAGAUAAAAUAAUCAACCAAAAUAGUUUUGUUGGGCAUAAACUGCUUUCAUUAAUCUUUAAAAAAAGUUUGUUCUGAAAAUAUUUAUUUAUAUUGUAUAUGUAAAAAUUAAUUUAAAUAUUUUUUCAAAUCAAAAUGUAAUAUCCUUUACCUAGGUGUUAUAGAUCUUAAAAUCAUGGCAAGAAUAUUUAUUCAUAUAAAUGUGCAUCUACACACUUGUAAGACUUCCUGUUUCUUCUUUAUAGGCCAAUGACUAAAAUGUGCUUUUGGUUUUAUGUGUUUCUAAAAUAAACAUUCUGAAAUUUUAAAUGAUAUUUAGUAAUCUUUUGGUUUAUAAAUGCAUUAGGAUGCAAAGUCUGGUGAUUCAGUUCCUUGAUGUGCUUUAUUUUAGAGUCAGGACAAAGUGUGUUACUGCUCUAUGUAACCAAUAUUCUAUAAAUGAAGACAUUUCCUGCAUAAUAAGUUUUAUUGAAUAUUUCAAGUGGCACCUAAGUAAUAGAUGUAAGAUUAUCUAAAAUGUUAAUGUCCAGUAUAAAUUUGCAGAUUAGUGAUUCAAUAUUCAGGUUUUUCCCUAAUACUUUAUAGUUAAAAGAUAACCUGUAGGUAAAAUACCCACUUUUGAAAUUGGAGUUCCUUCACCAGUGAUAAUAAAUUACAUUGUGAUACAGCUCAAAAAGAAACUUAAGAACUUCCACUUAGCUUUUAUGUGACUGAAGUGCUGAUCUAACAUCAGUUAAUCUGAUGAAGUAUACUUCAGCUUUAUCUUACAGAUUUUUUUUAAUUCAUUCAUUUAUUUUUAUGUGUGUGAGUGGUUUUGCCUGCCUCUAUGCAAGUGUACCACAUGCAUGCAGUCUUCUGGUCUAUAGAGGCUAGAAGAGAAUAUCAGACCCUCUGGAUGUGGAGUUGCCAAUGGUUGUGAGCUGCCAUGUGAAUGCUGGGAGUUGGGAGCUGAACCUGUGUCCUCUAGAAAAGCAGGCAGUGCUCUUAAUGGCUGAACCAUGUCUCUGGCCCCAUACAGACAGGUGUUUUAACAAGAUACAAUGCUCAGUUUCUUAUUAUUGGGCUUAUAAUCCAAAUUGAUAAUUGCUAUAUUAGUAUAUCAGCUCUUAAUAAAAGCAAGUUUUUGUUUAUAUUGUAAAAUUAUUUUUACAUAUACUAUAAGGAAUAUUUUUUUAAAAAAUUUUUUAUUUACUUACUGCCAAGGUGUUAGAAAACAUAGCCAUUUGGGAGGCUGAGAUUGGGGAUUUCAGUGAGUUUGUUGCCAGACUGGGCUACAAUAUAAAACGGGUAGGGUGGGAUAAGAAAGAGGCACAGAGGAGGGACAAGGGGAGCAUAGGAAAUGAACCAGAAGAAACCGGAAUAGUCACUUAGCCUCGUUUGAAAAGGCCCCUGGGAUAGUGCUACUUGGUAAACUCAAACAAACUUAAACAUAGGCCUUGACAUCAGUCACAGUUUAAGUCUUUGUCUAGUUUAACUAAAUUGCAAGGACAUUUUUUUUUCCCCCGAGGUUUUGUUUUCUUAUAGUUCAAAUGGAAAUAACACCAGGUAUGCUUGUCAAUGUUAGAAUUAAACUAUCACUUUAUAUGAUGCUUCAUAAACUUUCUUUUUCUUCCUCUUUGGAUUGCUGAACCAAAAAGAAAGAUGAUAAUUACUUGAGUUGAUAGUAAUUUUAAGAUUAAAAAAAUUAGCCAGCAAUCAUGAGUUAAGGUUUUGUACUAUUAAGGAAAAGUAGUUUUGUAAAUUAAUGAAAUGUUCGUUUGGUAGCACUAUCAGUAAUACUGCAUAACAGACUGUUCUGUGCCACCUUCUACAAACCAUGAGGACAUGUGCUUUGAAACUCGGGUGCUUUUGAGGUCUCUGCCUAUAAGAAGGUGGUGUUUUUACUUGAAAAGUCCAGCAUGGCAAGUACAGAUACUGUGUUCCGUGCCAACAAUUCUAGCAUAUGAUAUGCACUUAAACCUGCAGAGAAACACACUGGAACAUUCUAAUUUCUGAUAUUAUUUCUUGUAUUUAUGGUUAAGAAAACAUGGUCAUUAUUGCCUUAAAUCCAUCUUAGAGGCUGCAAGGGAAGAAAUUCUAAAAUCUUAGAAGUUUUUAUUUGAGACUUUUCAAAAUUGCAGCUGAAGACAAAGCUGAGGAAUGCCGUUUUUCUUGUACUUUGCCAGAUUAAUAUCAUUCCAUGGAAUUGGUAGAGAGAAAAAUCAGAGCCCUGAUCACUAUAAAUAAAGCUUAGAAGGAGUUUUCUGGGCUGUUAUGAUUCAGCUUUCCUCCAUGUACUUUCAUUGGCAGUUCUUUAGAAAAGAUCUUCAUGAAGUUUUCUGAAUUCUCUAAUUUUAGUUUCACUGUGCAGAAUAGUGCUUCAAAUAUAUAUAUAUAAAUUUCUUCAUUAACUCCAAAAUGACCAGAAAAUCAUUUCUUUUUACAUAAAUCAAAUAUAAAAUUAAUUAUGGCUUUGAGUUUAACAUUUCUUGACUACCUAACAAAGCACAAGAUAGUAUACUUCACAAGAGCCUGCUCUACUACAAAAAAGAAAGAUUUGCAGUCUGAGAGGUGCAUUUGACUUAAUGUCAAUUUUGUUGUUUUCUUAGGUGCUGUUAAAAAAAAAAAAAAACAAGUUAGUUUGGGCCUGGAGAGAUGGCUCAAUGGUUAAGAGCAGGUACUGCUCUUCCAGAGGACCUCAGUUCAAUUACUAGCAACCAUGUCAGGCAGCUCACAGUUGCCUGUAACUCCAGCUCCUCCUCAGGGAUCUUAAUGCUCUGGUUUCCACAGACACCUGCCUUACAUGCACGUGCUUGGAGAUACAAACUUAAAAAUAAAAAUAAAUUCUUUUUUAAAGUUUAAGAAAAACAAGUUAGUUUUAUAUGUUUCAAAAGUUUAGUAAUAAUACUCUACUUUUUAAUGUGAAAUAUUGAGUCUGGUAGUAUAAUCCUUUGAUAAGUAUUAUUUUGGUAGUUUUAUUUUAGAAUACACAGACAGCGAGUAUGCUUUUGAAGUCUUAGUACUCAUUAUUAGACAAAUGCAGAUGCAUUAAUGCUAGAAUAUUUUACAUAAAUGCUGUGGAGGUGUUUUUGCUUCUCUUUAUGCUGUUAUAGAAAGUCAAAUGAAUAGAUUUAUAUGAAAAAUUAUUGGUGGACUGACUGCAGCCCUCGUGCCUUUUGCAUUCACAUGCUGAACUUGAUAAGAACCUGUACCUGUUGCCCCUUAGUCAAGGAAAGGGGUCCUCUGAGUGACAUAAGCACUCACUGCCCUCAUAGCUUUCCAGGCCAGUUUGUUGUACCUCUUGGUAACCUCCAUGCCAAUUGCACUGCCUGCUGACAUAGACCUUAACAAAACUCAGAAUGAUCAUUAUUUUUAUAUCAAAUGUGGAUUACGUAGGAAGGUCAGUUACAGUCAUUGUUGGACUAUGCCUGGUGAUAAUAAAUACGGAGAUGUGGAAUUGUUAACUGUUGCUUAUAAAUCAGAUCAUGUUAUCAAAAACUUCAGCUCAUAGGUUAAGUGAAUUAUAAUAGGAGGAUAUUUUAUUUGCUUUGAGAGAGGCUUAGAAAUAGACUAUGUUAAUUAGGAAAAGUUAUAGUUGGUUUUGAGCAUAUGAUGUUUUUUCAAUGUACUACAGAUCCUACUAGAGAAACUUGCAGAGAAAAUAAAUGUUUAUAUUUUUAACAUCACUAAUAUUACAUAUUGAGAGUUUGCUCCCAUAGUAAAUUCUGGUCUUAUAGAACAUUUACAAUAUGUUUAACUUGUGACCCUAGUUUUUGAGAAUACCGAGCAACAUAGAUGUGUUAUCAUUAUUUGUUUCUUGAGAUAUGAAGUUGUAUGAAUUGUUAAAAUAAAAAUUUUCUGUUCAAUUAUUUGAAAAAGAGGCUUAUUAGGUUUACACAUCCAAGUAGUUAUUUUUUUAACAGAAGGCUCUGCUUGGGAGUAUUUUAUCUAUAAACUGUUUCCAAUAAUUUCAUAUAUUUGAAUUUAUUGCUGUAAUUUUAUUGGGUGUAGGUAUAGUUUUAAUUAUAAAUAUUCUUAUCAUACUGUUUUUCAAAGCUUGAACCACAACUCA